AUGUUAGUCUCUGGUGGUGCUUCCAAGGUCCUCAUCUUGGCCCAUGCGCCAAACAGGUGCCAAAAGAAUUGGCUCAAUCUCGUCGGUAGAGAGCCCGAUUAUCGUAUCUGGAAGACAACUUGGCACACAGCAAGCAGUAUUGCUUUUGUCCACUACUUGUUUUCAUCUCUCGUUUCCGGCUCGACUGGAAAUCGAGCAAGAUUUCAGAUAUUCGCCGCCGUCGCAUAUUGA
Diaporthe amygdali is the source of this 231-nucleotide messenger RNA. RefSeq lists its product as uncharacterized. The coding region runs from base 1 to 231 and encodes 76 amino acids. Lineage: Eukaryota; Fungi; Ascomycota; Sordariomycetes; Diaporthales; Diaporthaceae. The transcript is spliced from 3 exons. The record is from RefSeq and is a predicted model, not a curated record.